This is a messenger RNA of Clunio marinus, 3644 nucleotides long. Lineage: Eukaryota; Metazoa; Arthropoda; Insecta; Diptera; Chironomidae. The record is from the annotation of a GenBank genome assembly.
AUUCAUUUUUAAAUUUGAACCCAGUAACAGACUUUUCAUCGCUACGUUUGUAUAAUUAUCUUAAAAUUCCCUAUUUUCAUAAUAAAAAUUGAUUAUAGAAGCCUAUCAACUAUAGUUUAGUAGUGUCAAAUCGCAUGAAUUGUCGAAAAUAUAAAAAUUGUUAAAACAUCAUUAUUUCAACUAUAAAAAGAGUGUAAAAGAUUGUUAUGGCAUCAGCAAAUGCAUCUGACUGUGUCAAAGUAGCGAUUCGUGUUCGUCCUUUUGUUCAAAGCGAACUCACGCGAGGAUGCGAAAACAUCAUUGAAAAGACUCCCGACCAACCUCAAUUGGUAGUUAAAGGAGAUUCUUACAGCAAACAUCAGGAUUGUUAUACUUUUAACGAUGUUUAUACGCCUGAAGAUAGUCAACUUGAAAUUUAUAAUACUUCAGUUCAACCAAUUAUUGGUAAACUCUUUGAAGGAUACAACGUAACGAUCCUCGCUUACGGACAAACGGGAAGUGGAAAGACUUAUACAAUGGGAACAUGUUUUGAAGGAAAUUGGGACAAUCCAUGUACAGGAAUCAUUCCACGAGCUUUGAAGGACAUUUUCGUUAGCGUCAAGGAACUUAAAGAAAAAUCCUGUGAAGUGACAAUGACUUGCUCAUUCAUGGAGUUGUAUCAAGAGAAUUUAUAUGACUUGUUAUCAGGAAAGUCGAAAGAUCAAUCGUUGUGUGAGAUUCGUGAGGAUUCAAUCAAAGGAAUCAUCAUCGCUGGGUUGACUGAACAACCAAUUGCAAAUUCGACUCAGGCAGCUCAAUGCUUAAUGGAAGGUGGGAGCAAUAGAACUGUUGGAGCAACAGCAAUGAACGAUGUUUCAAGUCGAUCUCAUGCAAUAUUCACUGUCAAUUUAAAAGUCAAGUCAGAAGAAGGUGGAACAACAAAAGCGAAAUUCCAUCUUGUUGAUUUAGCUGGCAGUGAACGAUCUAAGAAGACAAAAGCCACAGGAACUCGUUUUCGAGAAGGUGUAAAGAUUAAUCAUGGAUUACUUGCUCUUGGAAAUGUCAUUUCAGCACUUGGCGGCGGGACAGGGACAACUGGUGGUUACAUAAGCUAUCGUGAUUCUAACCUCACACGACUUUUGCAAGACUCACUUGGUGGUAAUUCUGUGACUUUAAUGAUUGCUUGUGUAUCGCCAGCUGACUAUAACAUUGAGGAGACUCUCAGCACUUUACGUUAUGCUGAUCGAGCAAAGAAGAUCAAAAAUAAGCCAGUUAAGAAUCUCGAUUCGAAUAAAGUGGAAAUUCAACGAUUGAAGGACACAAUUCGUGAUUUGCGUGCAAGUUUAGAUGAAGCACGUUCAGGGAUUAAACGUCGCUUGUCGACUUCCGGCGUUUGUGACGUGAAAUGCAUUAAAGAGAAAGCAGAGAAAGAUGCAAAAAAUUAUUCGUUACGUCAACAAUUAAGUCAAUUAUUGACCACAGUUAAUGGACUUAACUCACUUCAUUUAAUGGAAGAAACUUUUCGCAAUGAAUUGAUUGAGAACUUUGAAAAGCUUCGAGAUUUGUUGUUGCAGACAUGUCCAGCUGAAUUUGCAAUUCCUGACACGAAAAUAUUCGACGAAAUCAAUGAAAGGACAAAAAUUAUCGACGAACUCAUCAAGAAUUACAAUCAUCAGAUGCAAACGUCGCCGGAAGAUGAUGUUGAGUUGACUGAGACUCAUUUCGAUGACGAUGCAAGUAAUCAAAAGAUGCUCGAAUACACCGACACACAAAUGCAAGCACUGCAAAAGAUUAAAACAUUGGAACGUGAAAUGAAAAUCAAGCAAGAAUUGUUGGAUCGCAAAUUCUUAAAUGCUCCAUUUUUGAACGAUGAAACUGAAAAGACAAUGUUGGAGUAUCAAACAAUGAUAAAGAACCUCGAGAAAGAUCUUGAAGAGUUGCGUGCAAAUCCCAAUCAAUCGUCAGCAGCACGUCGUGAUCACAAUGCAACGAAAGUCAACAUGGAUCGGAAACAUAAAAUAGAAAAGUUGGAGAAAGAUUUGUUAGAGAUGCGUAAGAAAUGCAGUUCUUUGGAAAGAACGAAGAAACUUGCUGAACAAGAUCAUAAACGCAUUGAAGAUUUGAGAAAAGAAAUUCUACAAAUGAAAAGUGCACGAAUUCAACUUAUUCGUCAACAACGAACCGAUUCAGAGCGUUAUAAGAAAUGGAUUGCAUCGCGUGAUAAGGAAAUCAAUGCUUUGAAGAGAAAAGGCGAUAAAGUUCAGAACGAGAUGAAACGAAUGGAACAAAUGCAUGAACGACAACAAGCUGUGUUGAAACGCAAAGUUGAAGAAGCGAAAGCUGUUAACAAACGACUUCAAGAUGUUAUGGAUCGUCAUAGAGCAGUUCAAGCAAUGAGAAAAGGUCCGAAUUCUUCGGAGAAAGAUGACGACGCCAUUCAUUCGUUUGUUGACAAUGAGUUGAUGAUGAUCAUGUCGACGAUUGAUGCAAAAAUCACGAUGCAGUCGUUAAUGAAUGAUCGUGGAUUGUUGAAUGAACGUCUUUUGAAUCUUAAAGCGACUGUCAAUAAAAGUGAAUCGAUUGAGAAUGAAAUCGUUCAAUUGGAAGAAGAUUUGGAAGUUCGUAACUCACAAAUUGCUGAAAUUCGUCAAAAGAUUAUGGAAUCCGAUCUUGAAGCGAAGUUGAAAUCCAUCACAGAUAAUUUCAAUAAAGGUCCGGAACUUAAAACUGCAAUGACGUUCAUCAUUCGUGCUUUGAUUGAAUGUCGCGAAGAUUUUACAUCAAUUAAGACGAAAGUUGAAGAUAUGAAGAUGGCAUUGGAGACAAGCGAGGAACGCGUCGAUCAAUUGAAUCAGCAAAUGAAAGACGAGAAAGAGAAAUUCCAACAAUUAAGCGCUGAAAUGGAACAUGACUUUGAAACGAAAGUUUCAUUGAUGCGUAAAAUGUUUUCCAAUCCUAAAGAUGCUGAAGAUGUUUCCGUCAACAAUCAGAACAAUCUCUUUUCAAUGUCACGACAAUUAUGUGACUUUGCUGAUAAAAAUUCUUAUCUGCAGACACGUGUUGAAGAGUUGGAGAAAGAAUUGGAAAGAGUUCAAAGUGACCGUCCAAAAACGAAGCGUCAGAAGAAAGUUUUAGAUGAAACAUUCAACAAAGAUGAUGUCGAUGUCAUUUCAGAUAGCGACGAUUCUGAUGAGUUCGACUUCAACGACUCAUUUACUGAUCCGGAAUGGCGCAAGACGCCAGCACAUAAAAGAUCGUCGAAAAGUAAGCGAACAACGACGUUGCUUAAAGAAAGCGUCACAAAUCGUAUGGAUGGUACUGGAAUCUUGAACAACAUCAGCGAAACAAGUGAUUCCAGUUCAACAACAAAACGUUCUUACGGCGGGCACACCAAAUGCAGCUGCAAAGGGAGUUGCGCAACUAAACUAUGCGGUUGUAAGAAAGCCACAAAUUUCUGUUCGGAUUUGUGCAAAUGUUCCGAUGCGUGUCUCAACAUUCCUGAUGAUUCGAUUGAAAGAAAUGAAGAAGUUAAUGGCGAUGCAGAGAACGCCACAGAAACUCAUUCUUCACCUAAAAGGGAACGGACAAAAUUGGAUUUCAGUGAAAUCGCAACGCCUUAUUAUCCUUAUCAGAGUAAGAAGCGUAAGCCAUUAUUGGAGAUUUGA